Acanthaster planci (crown-of-thorns starfish) is the source of this 5758-nucleotide messenger RNA. RefSeq lists its product as uncharacterized. Gene Ontology annotation, biological process: G protein-coupled receptor signaling pathway. Gene Ontology annotation, molecular function: peptide binding; G protein-coupled receptor activity. Gene Ontology annotation, cellular component: neuron projection; plasma membrane. The record is from RefSeq and is a predicted model, not a curated record. NCBI's taxonomy places the organism in Eukaryota, Metazoa, Echinodermata, Asteroidea, Valvatida, Acanthasteridae.
AGAUCGAAGGACUUAUUCUGAGCAUUAUUUUGUCCACAUUCACAAAGGAAAUUAUAAUUUAUAAAGAGAGAAAAAACAACACAAAACAAAAACACGAAAACAAACCUGCGCAAGCAAUGAACAAAAACAGAUUCUGUGUUUUGCUGGGCAAUUUGUAACUACUGUGGACAAACAACCCCUUCUAUUUGACAGGCCAUCGUCGCUAUAAAAUCAGCGCGGAGUGGAACUGCGCAUUCCAUUUGCGCAUAACAAGUUCACGGAAAGCUCAUCUUCAUGUUAGCAUAGCAACCGCAGAGGAAAGAUCCACGGUUGAGUCAGUGAAGAGAGUGCAUUGCUACCGUAUGCACGUGUCUGUCUCCCGUGCAGCAGAUGGAACAAUCCUAGUACAUGUAAAAAAGGCGCGAAUGCUACAUUGUUUUUGUUUAUCGGAGAUGAUGUGUUGUCAGGGACUCCGUGCCUUCAAGACAUCAGUGUUAAACGUAUGGAUGGCGGCCCUAUUUGAGUGAAGCCACUGAUUAGCCAGUUUGUACUGCCAAGCAUAUUGGACUGGACACAAGCUUGACGCUGUCGUGUUUCAAUGAUGUGAAGAGGAAAUGAAAUACGCCUAUAUGUCCACUCGUGCUGUCACAGGAGUCGAUAAUGAGAUGAAGUUAUUAGGUGCUCAAACCCGAAUCGACCUUUCAUCCUUUCAUUCGAGUUUUGCACCAGUAUUCGUCUAUAUUACGCGGCUGUGAUAUCCCCACUGCAGUCGUUUUGAUGAACAAGAUAAGCAGUUCGCGGUCUCCUGAUGUACCCGUGAUUAACAACCGUCACCGCUGGCCGCGUUCCGGUGGAGAGAUACACCAACCUUCUCUCGCGGGGCACGUAGCAGUCACGUGCGGGGAUCGAAAAGUCAACACGAUACGGUCUUCGUGACUCCGGGAUGAAGACGCCUUGAGUGGUCGCGUCGAGUCUGUAACAGAGAGCAAAUCCCCCGCCCGCCCCGUCCAGCGACCCAGUUACAGCCGGCAACGAGUCGUGUCCGCAGAGCGAACAAAUUCAACCAAACGAACGUGGCCGAUUUUUGUUGAUGUAACUUCUAGCUUCAAUCAGCGCCCCAGAGCUGAUGGGAACCAUUCAUUCUUCACAGGUUGUAAUUUUAGUCUGAGAACACUGCCUACGUGUCCCUCAGUCUUAACAGGUACUGUGCUUCUAGGAAUUCGGGAUAUCUCAUCGAAGAAAAAAAAUGCCUGUCAGUCUGAAUCCGUCAGGGAAAAUUAUACGUGCACGUCUGUUGUCUGUUAUCUCCUCAAACUGAAAACAACUGAGAUUUAACGGGCUUCUGACAGUGGAAUUUGCCAUGACUGAGAAAUCAGGUAUUACUAGAAGCGACUGGAAUUAAUUGAGGAACCUUCGUGCCUGUCCAGCUUACCUUGACACGGUUAACCUGAUGCCAUCAUGCAGUGACAUCAUCAUAAUUUCAUGCCAAGAAUCGUUCAGAGCGAUACACCGCACGUCAUUCAUCAAGGGAAGUCGGUGCAUGCAUAAAAUUGACGCAGCGCAACCCGCAACAGGUACUGUACAUGUAGGCCUACAUUAUACCUUUUUGUACACACGGACACGUCCGUAUGUCCACAUCGAUGUAGAUGCAAUCAACUGCCUGGGUAUGGCUUCACAUGCGAUAUUCUCAGCGACUUGUAAGGAUACGUUCGCUUGUCACAUCUUCCCUGUUAUUUGUCUCAGGCAUACGACGAGUGACGGAGUACCAGCGAAACUUCCGAUUCAUACAGAUUUUAGUGUGGCAGUUACCUUUUCUGAUGACGAUACGGCGUGUGAAGGAUACCAUGAUGUGGGCGAAAGCUGGUGUGAGAUCAUCUUUAGAGAAACUCUCUUUUUGAUGUAAAUUCGUAGUAGCCAACUCAAGUAUGGAUGUGUACAAAGUUAGUCGUACGGAUAACACUUUUUCUUUCAAAUGAAGCCUGCGGAAUAGGAAGCUGAUAGUACGCCAACGCUGCAUGGAGACGAGGGUCUCAGAGUUAGAGCACUACCAUGGAUGUUGGGGCAUCUUACAACUCGACAGGUGACCCCUCGUCGGAGCAUGUCGCCCAAGCAGCGGUCGUCAUUGUAAUUGCAAUCCUGGUGUGCUUCUGCAGUUUCCUAACCAUCUUGGUCGUGCACAAGUUCAGGUCGGUUAGCAACCCGGAUAUCCUCAUCUUAGCCUUGGCCAUCAUCGACUUCAUCUCGUCGUUCACCGUGUUCCCGUUGACGGCGUUCUGGUAUCUCCGGACCGUUCCCUACCCUGUGGAGCUCUGUCUGGUCCAAGGAGCAUUGACCACGACCAUCCAGGUCGCCUCCACCUUGGUGGUGUCCCUAAUGACGGUCGACCGUUUCCUCGCGAUCAGGCGACCGAUCUUAUACCGGACCCGUUUAGGGAGUCCCCAACUGAAAAGGUUAGUCGCAAUUUUGGUCAUCGUCUCAGCCGUGAUAGGAUGCCUUCCUGCGGCAUUAAGCUCCACAAAUUGGACCACCAUAACAAAUCGACACGGCUACUGUACAUUCCAGUACUCAAGCAACUUCACCUUCGUGAUUUUAGCAGUAAGCCUGCCCCAGAUCCCCCUUCUCGUCUACUGCUACUACGGCUUCUUGGUGUCCAUUCGGAAAUUCAUCCAGCGGCGACAGCCGCAGUCUGUGCCCGUGCCUAGCCCUGCCAGCAGCAGUGCGUCCUCCUCCGAGGUGGGACGGAGGAAUAACGCCGCUCGUCCGACGGUAUCGACGUCGACCACCACCGACCGCCUGGAGACCUGGACGGCCCGUUGCCGGAUCUACUGCUGCUGUUGCUGCUGCAGCUCUUGCUGGGUCAAACAGACCAAGCCCGCCUCUAGAGAGGAGAUGGUGGAGCGGACGCAGACAAUGAUGAAAAACCUGAAUCUGAAGAGAUGUACCAGAAUGUCCAAGACAGUGGCUCUCGUGGUUGUCAUCUACUACACUCCUUGGCUCUUAACUCUGAUCACAAUGUUGAUUGAGUUAAUCACUGGAGUGGACAACUACAACUCAACACUGAGCCUGGUCACGGUCCGCCUCAUGAUGGCGCACUCCAUCUUUUACCCGCUGGUCUACGCAGCACUCUGCGGCAACUACCGCCAGGCGUAUAAGUGGGCGCUCAGCUUGCCUUUCCACCCGUGUGGACUUGAGUGGCACGAACGCCCUCCAUUGGGUCUUUCAGUGAGCGAGAUGCACCGUAUCUCACAUCAGAUGGCACUGGAGGAAUGGGAGAGUCCAGGUCUGAACAGGCGACUGUACAGCAAGCGCCCUCACCUCAAACGGUCCGCUACAGACAGCUUGAAGGGCGCCCCCAAUGCUGAGAGCAACACAGGGCAGGACAACCCUGCCUUCGACGGGAACGAUGCCACGAGCUCGGACCAGGCGGCGGAGGACGGACCAGUCAGGGUCGAGAUUGUCCACGAGGACGCGCCCGGCGACGCCUCCGCCGCCAAAGCCGCGCCGUCCCUGAGCGUGCACCGGGCCGCUUCUGUUGGAAGCCCCUCUCUACCGACAAGAUUGCGCAUGCGCGAGGACAAGAACCCAGGUGCCUGCACCCCAAGGCGACCUCUCGAGAACCAGACUUCAGACAGCGGAGUUGACGUGGAUUCCAUACAACUGGAUAGCGCCCCCAGCGGUAGCAACAGUCCGGCCGUUAUUCGGCUGCAGACGGUCGAGUCAGAAUCGUCCACCUCGGUGUCCGAUGCGGCGGAGCAUUUAACACGCGGCGAUGAUGCAUGUAGCAAAGAGACGAGUUUCAUACUCGUGCCCAGCCACCAAGACAGCACCAAUGCGGUGCAAGACACUAGUACAGCCGAACAUUCUUGUGAAUUGCUCAACUCCAGGUACGCAAAAGGUGUCAGACUAGACGCUGAAACAAACGACGCGACAAAAGAUGCCGCAAGAGUGGAAGAACAGGAUAUUUCGAAUAGAAACGGCGGUGCGACAGUAACCGAUGAUGCGACGUCAAAAACUGAAAAGCUGGAGUCAUUGUCUAAGGGAUACAGCCUUAAAGAGUCACUGCCGGGUAGGAAUAGUGUUCUGAGGGUCGAGCCAUGCUCGGUAAUCGAGCAUUGCAACGGAAUGGUGCGAAUACACGUCGAGGUGGUAGAACUCCGGCCAGACUCUCCCCCGCUUGCCCACGAUACAUGUACUUUACAGAGCAGCACAAAGCAAUGCCACAUCAAAUCAGCCAAUCAGAAGACGUCCCUCAAGUUCUGCAUGCAGAAGAAUCGAUUCGUUCCCUGCACGUCGAGUUUCGAGGAGACUGAUUCCUACUCGUUUUGUUUCGACGGUGAGAGCGGUGAGACCACCGACGAGGCUGUGUCGGUACCGCAGCUGAACCUCCCAGAGGUGGACGACAGCGCACAGUGUGGCGUGACGAUAGAUGCCGGCACUGACAAGGAGAUGACGACACCUCACAUUGACGGCGACGGAAGUCGACUCAGUGACGACCCUCCCGCCAAAGGCUUUAAAAACCGCCGCAUGAGGGCCAGCCGAGCGCUCCGGGAGAGCGCCCGCUACAACGACGACAUUGUCCGCUACGGUGAAAUGAUGAUGCGCAGGCAAAAGGCGGGAAAAGAUGAAAUCCCCAAACCGGAGUCUCUGAGAUCACUUCUGAAUCCGGAAGGAUCUCUGGCGACUGUGACGGAUCACAUUGACCUUUGAACUUCUGAGCACUGAUCAGUUCGGUCUUAAGUGGCGAAUUCGUAACUUGAUAAAAUUUCACAGACAAACAUUCCAUUUUGAUAAAAUAUUUUAUAAAGAUUUUCAGGCAUUUGCUUGGAAUUCAGUAUCUUGUGUAUCGAUAUUAUUUUUACGUCUCUAGAUUGAAUUAGCUUUUCAUUUGUGCACCUUUUGAAUCUGAAAUGUUAUUUGAAAAUGUUCACACGCAAAUGAGGACAUUCUGUAAAGUUUUACUCAGUUCAAAUAGUUUUGUGAUAAAAGUAACCAAACAAGCAAUCAAAAAGAAAUUUAUGUCCCUUUCCAUCACUACUAUUGUUUUUAUUCGAUGCAAAAUCUUAUUAGCUGUCAAUUUGUUUGUGGUAUUUUCAGCUGAAAACCCCCUUUUCGUGCUUUUAUGCUAUUGUCUCUAGUACUGCUGGAACAAUAUCGCCAUGCAUGGACAGCGCGUGUAGAAGGAGAUUCAAAUCACUGGAAAGGAGUGGCUGGAAUCGGGGCUGUUCGUCCCGCUCUCGUAAUAAACUUUAUUAUAGCCAACACAUCCAGUCAGUUUCUUGGGCACAACUGCUUCAUGGCCAGUGUUUUAGCAACAUGCUAAGGAUUUUCUGUUUUGUGGCUGUGGAUUUUAUUUCAAAACUACUGGAGACCAAAGCAAUGCUUUUGAUAUCGUUGUUAAUGUUGAGAAUAAAUAUUUAUGGCACCGAACAUCCAUGCAAAAUAUUUCCAUUUUACGUCUUAUAUCAGAUGUUUUAAACACGUAAUAUGGCCAAUUAAUUUAGCUGCAUUGCGCGUGUGCACAGGUAAGAAGCAACGGCCAUUGGUCAUGGUGCAAACUCUGUCAUUGGCCGUCACGUACCGAAAGUGCAAAGAAAGCUUGUACGUUAGUUUGAGAUUUUUCGUAUUUGUCAACACUUAUCUUAGGGGGCACAUGCAUGUGCAUUGCUGGGAUCUGGUUUUUUUUUGGGGGGGGGUGGCGAACCACAUUUGUCAGGGCUAAAAAUCCUAAGGGCGAGAAAAACACUCGGCAGCUAAUAAAAUGAUAAACAAUAAACAGCUG